UUUAGCAAUAUCAUCUCGUAAACAAUGACUACCCCCGGGUUAUUAUUUCAAUAGUAAUACAUACCCUUUAAUUUGAGUUAUCAAGUCACGCCUUUUGUUUUUUUCUCGUGCGCAUGUUAUUGAUCAGUUUUUAAACACCUCGUAGCCCGUACAGGGAAGUUGAACCCUUUCAUGAUCAUUAAUUGAAAACGAAAUUAAACAGUAAACAACAGCUCAAAGCUGUCGUUGUCAGACACUUCAGUCCCGCAAAUGACACGCGUAACAUGGACUACACACGCUAGUGUGUUUGAAGUCUGGGAAAAAUUUAAGGAAGAAGGCCCAAGUAUUACAUCUAAGACACUGGUAUUAUUCCUCGUUCUUCAAAGACUACCGACGGAGUGGACUUUGUAUUCUGUAGUAAACGAAUUAUGUUGGUUGAGCUACAUGUGGCUUACGAGGGCUCCAUCUCACAGCUGACCAUUAAUAAUAAAAUACUUCACUCAGGUGCCAAUUCAUCACAUCAUCUAAACCGCAAUAUGUAUGCAAAUGUGGAAUAUGCGCGACAGGCGCAGCAGAACAGUGGAAAAACAUUAAGACUGAACCAAACAGAUCCAUCUUGUCGGUUGCACUGUGCUGCGCCAACGAGACUUCAAAAGUAUGGCUACAAAGCAGUCUAUAAAACUAUAUGAAGUUGUAGCGGCAGUGGAGCAUGAGGUUAGCUGUCCGGUUUGUUUGGAGGAAUUUCAAGAGCCAAAAUGUUUGCCAAAUUGCGCUCACAAUGUUUGUCAGGAAUGUUUAGAGGAGAUGGCAUGUAAAAAUUCAACCAUGACAAGUAUUGAAUGUCCAGUUUGCCGAGUGGAGUCAUUCAUUCCAAACGCUGGUGUAUCAGCGUUUCCAAAGAACCAUCUGCUGGCUCGACUAAUUGAAAAAAAUCCCUCCAGAAAGGCCCAUGAUAAUGAAUUUAUCAAAGAAGCGUUAAAAAGAAGUAGGGAAAAUCUUGAAGGAUUAAAGAACGCAGUCCAGGAAAUGGAUGUCCGCCGAAACUCAAUAAAGAAACAAGCGGAAAAUGUGAAAAAGGAAAUCCAAAGUGCUGCAAAUCAUGUUAUUGACAUAAUUCGUGAUCAGGAACAGCAAUUACUUCUUGAAGUUGAUCAGUACAUGAAUAAUAAUUACCCGGAAACUACCUUCGACAAACAAAAGGAAAAACUGAAUAAUCUGCUAGCAAAGACCUCCAGUUGUGUUGAAAGCGUCCAAAAGAAGAAAGAAGGGGAUAAACGUGUUUUGAGACAGGCGCAGCACCUAGAAGAACUGGCUAAAGUUGCUGGUAUUCAAAUUCUUUCAGCAAGGCGAAAAUGUUUUCGAAAGUUUGAACUCACCUUUACUAAAAGCGACUUCUCUUUAAGUCCAGCGGAAUCCAUAUUAGGAAGUCUGACUGUGAAAAGCGGAGAGGCCGAUAGCGACAAGCAUUCGCUAGCUGGCCUCAACGAAAGUUUUAACGACGAAAAAGUCUUGAGACAUAUUGAUGGAGGUAGAAUUAAGGUCCCUAACUUCUUCCCGUUCGCGGUGACAGUGUCAAAGAAAUCCGGAGACAUAGCCGUAUUGGAUGCUGAAAACAAACGCGUACAUAUAUUUGAUCGCGAGGGAAAUCAUCUCACCCAAUUUCUUUUCAUUUUUGGUGACUUUUGGGACAUCACAUAUUCGCACAACGAUGAGAUUGUGGUUUUAAACAGGGAAAAUAAUUCACUGUUACAUUAUGAUCGAAGUGGAAAUCUGAAGCGCAAGUUCCCAACAACUCCCAUGCCUAAAGUAAAGUUCACUUUUCUGUCGCACGAUUCAUCUGGGCGUUUGUUCGUGACGUCAAGCCCGAGAUACCAAGAGCUCACCUCCGAAACGAAUUCCUGCGUUCUGGUUUAUAAUGCUAAUGGUAAGUUAGAAUCCGUGUUUGGUGAAGGAAAGUUGUCUUCCCCUAAAAAGGCGGUGCUCCUCAAUGGAGAAUUGUUUGUGCCUGACGCUGACAGCAAGAGUGUGAAAGUCUUUAGCAUCCAAGGAGAAUUUCGUCGAGAAAUUGGAAAGGGUAUGCUCGAAGAUCUCGCGGGUAUUGCAGUUGAUUCUGAGAAUGGUCGAAUCUUAGUUUGUGAUUGUGAAGGCUACGCAGUGCAUGUUUAUAGCAGAGAGGGAACAUUAAUAAGAACCAUUAGAACAGCCGCUCCACCGGUAGAAAUCGCGUUGUCUAAGGACGGAAAAAAACUAGUGGUUUGUUUUGACGGGGAUAAAGCAAAAUAUCUACAGAUUCUAUCGUACAGUAAGGAAGUGUUGCACACCUCUUGAACUGUAGGAACAACAUCGCCAUAGUAGCAAAGAAAAAUUGAUUCGCAAUUUUCAGUAACUUAUUAGUGAGAUAGUUGAAGUCGUAGGGUUUAAGAGAUGUUGCAGUCACACAAUCAGUUUUAGACCUUUUUUAAAUCAACAAUGAAAGGUCACCGAAAAGAUUUGAACUUAACAUUUCAUUCGUGAACAUAGCACUGGUCUGAAUAAUUGUAAUAAGAAAUAGUUAAAGCCAAAAGAAAGUCGGAGACAUAACUAAUAGAUAAAUGCAUAAAGAUAAAUUUAAAUGUAUAAGGGUAAACUGGUAUCAUCUACGAUUAAAGUAUUUCAAGCAAAA
Messenger RNA from Stylophora pistillata, 2641 nucleotides. RefSeq lists its product as uncharacterized. Gene Ontology annotation, molecular function: protein binding; ubiquitin protein ligase activity. Gene Ontology annotation, biological process: protein polyubiquitination; proteasome-mediated ubiquitin-dependent protein catabolic process. Lineage: Eukaryota; Metazoa; Cnidaria; Anthozoa; Scleractinia; Pocilloporidae. The record is from RefSeq and is a predicted model, not a curated record.